Messenger RNA from Ectocarpus sp. CCAP 1310/34, 1012 nucleotides. The record is from the annotation of a GenBank genome assembly. Lineage: Eukaryota; Phaeophyceae; Ectocarpales; Ectocarpaceae.
AUGGUGACCACGCGGGCCAGCCGCGGGCGGUCGGCCUCGAGAGGGGGACGAGCCGCGGGACGAUCAACGUCGCGGACGGCGGCGGCGGUAGCGGCUCAGCGGUCGGGCACGCCCAGCGCACGGCGAGGACGCGGCGGCGGGCGCGGGGGCCGCCAGCGGGCCGCGUCCGCCCCGCGCGGCGCCAGUGGCGUUGGGGAGGUGGAACCCAGCGCGGAACUGGUCGAGCUCCGCCGGGAACUCAGCGACAUGCGCGAGUUAAUCGCGACCCGCGCGGGCACUACUUACCAGCUGCAGGCGGAGAUUGAUGAUCUUCGUCUGAGAUUGCAGGGCAAUGGGGGCGAUGGAGGCGGCGAGUCCGGCACGGACGAACCGGAAGUGGUCAUCUCGAACAUGGCGCCGCCGCCGCGGACGCGUACGGCGGCGACGUCGGCGGCGGCCCUGUCACCCCAAAUACAGCAGCUAAAAAUAAAGGAGGAUCUGCGGGCGUGGCGAAACCCCGCCAACGCCACGCGGUGGUUCCUGACCGGGGAGCGGCCGGUGGGAGCGGCGAUGUCGCUCAACAGCAUGCAGGCAUCGCUGCACGACGUGAUCGGCGUGUCGCCCGCGGUUUUCGCGACGCUUACCGACUUCGCCGCGUUCGACAUCCACAAAUUUGCCGGUCCUGACGAUGCACCCGGCGCCGGUGGCAUCCCGCUGGCGGAACGGCUCGACUUGUGCAUCCAAGCCAUCAUGAAGCUCGCAUCCAGGGGGGGUCUCCUCUGCCGAAGGCCGGGACCGUGUCGCGCUCCUGGAGGAAGGCCUUCGGAAUGGUUGGCACUUGCUUCGCCGGCACUCCAAUGAAUGCCGCAGCCUGAUGCGGAUCGAAGCCAACUACAACGUGAUGGCCACCCUCCUCAACUUCGACCUGAAUCAUUGGGCGGGGCAGCUGGGCGACGCGUCCUCCAUGUUUGCGGGGCAACACGACGCGCCGCCGGGAGCCGGGGAGCUCCCCAACGUCGUGGUGCCGGCGUGG